UCUCUAACCAAAAUUUGGGUCUCUCUUUCGUCGUCUUGUCGUCUCUUCUUCUUGAAGUCGCAGUCUGAAAGUGAGUUGAGAGCUAACUUCAAAAUUUGGGCCCAGAAUGGCCGAGUACGAGUCCUUAGUGAACCACGAAGAAGAUGAAGAACAACCAGAGAUUGUCACCAAGAGAAGAGCUAGAACUACUCGCGUCGCGUCUGUCGAUGUUUUCCGUGGCCUCUCUGUCUUCCUUAUGAUGCUUGUGGAUUAUGGUGGGUCGGUUUUCCCAAUCAUUGCUCAUUCCCCAUGGAAUGGCGUACACUUGGCAGAUUUUGUGAUGCCUUUCUUCCUUUUUGUUGCUGGGGUUUCUCUUGCAUUUGUAUACAAGAAAGUUUCGGACAGGGUAGAAGCUACAUGGAAGGCAGUACUGAGGGCAUUGGAACUUUUUCUCCUUGGUGUUCUUCUUCAAGGUGGUUAUCUGCAUGGAGUAACUUCUUUGACAUUUGGUGUUGACAUUGAAAGGAUACGUUGGUUUGGCAUUUUGCAGAGGAUAUCUAUUGGAUACAUUGUCGCGGCUUUGUGUGAGAUAUGGCUUCCAUGUCAAAGAUGGAGGGGAAUAUGUUCUUUCAGGAAUUAUUCUUGGCACUGGUUAAUUGCAUUUUCAUUGUCUGCAAUAUACUUGGGGUUAUUAUAUGGUUUGUAUGUUCCAGAUUGGCAAUUCAAAGUUCUGGACUCAACAUCUUCUUUUCUUUCAGCGAAUGGCAGCUGUAUUUACAAGGUGACAUGUUCUGUAAGGGGUGAUCUUGGACCUGCCUGUAAUUCUGCUGGAAUGAUUGAUCGUUACGUUCUUGGUAUUAACCAUCUGUAUACAAAACCUGUAUACAGAAACCUACAGGAAUGCAAUAUUUCCAACAAUGGCACAGUUCCAGAAAGUUCACCUUCAUGGUGUCAUGCUCCUUUUGAUCCUGAAGGUAUAUUAAGUACAUUAACGGCCGCUGUAACCUGCAUAAUUGGACUUCAAUAUGGCCAUGUUUUUGAACAAUUAGAGGACCAUAAAGAACGUCUGGUUAAGUGGCUCACAUUUUCAUUUUCUUUUUUAGUCCUCGGAUUGUUCCUUGUCAUUACAGGUAUCCCUUUGAAUAAAUCUCUGUCCACAAUCAGUUAUAUGUUGGUUACAUGUGGCUCUGCAGGAAUCACCUUUUCUGCUCUAUACAUAUUGGUAGAUGUUUAUAAUUACAGGCGCUUGACAUUUGUUCUCGAGUGGAUGGGAAAGCAUUCUCUAAGUAUUUUUGUUGUUAUAACUUCUAACUUGGCUGUUAUUGCAAUUCAAGGAUUCUACAGGAAUGCUCCUGAGAAUAACAUUAUUCAUUGGAUCGUGACACGCUUUGUGCACACAUGAUAUGGUAGCUCAGAAGUGCAUAGUAAUGCAGGUAUAAACAGAGCAGAAGAAAUAUCAUCGUUGCUGACAAACGUAUUUCAAACCUCAAGGUUGCAAGUUGUAAUCUCUUCAUGUAGUCGCCUUAAAAUGGUUGAAACAAAGAAAUUGAGAUUUGCUUUUGCAAUCAUUUAACCAUAAAAGAGUUGUUGCCCUGUACGGUGUAUGUAUCCUUUGUCAUACAAGAGACGGUUCCAGUAGUGCAAUUUUGAGUGUACAUAAAAAGGUUAUAACACAAUGUGGUUCUUGUUAGAUGAGGGUGGUGAGAUUGGACAUAGACUUUAACCCUUUGACAUUAUUUGAGUGUAUAUACCGUAAUACACAUCAUGUACAUCUGAUGAGUCUUAUGUGCAGGCUUCACCAGUGUUGUCAAAGGCGAGCCUAAGCUCCGGCCUAAUAUAGGCACAAGAUUACACCCGUAGUUUGUCCAGGUGCGCCUUGGACAAUAUUUGCGCCUUCAAUAUGGAAUUUGAAUUCCUUAAUAGUAAUUUAAUUUUUACAUUGUGCACCUCAAUUCACUGAGCUUGCGCCUUGGCCUUUUGAUUUCACUGGGGUUGACGCCAGCAGUACAAGGUUCUGCUUAAUAGAUUUAAAAUGAAGUAUUGUCUUUACUGAUCAUUAUCAACAUCUCACGACUAGAGAUUUGAUGUCAUAUGGACUAAAUUCCCAGAUAUUCAUCCACCUAAUUUUGUUGUAAUUAGUUUUUUUUUUUUUUUUCUUUGGUUUGGGUAAUGUUGAAUCAGUGCACUCUAUGUUUGUUCCUUUUGUUCUGGUUAUCAGAUACGCUUUUGGGCAA
Messenger RNA from Cornus florida, 2213 nucleotides. RefSeq lists its product as uncharacterized. The record is from RefSeq and is a predicted model, not a curated record. The transcript is spliced from 14 exons. The coding region runs from base 107 to 1381 and encodes 424 amino acids. NCBI's taxonomy places the organism in Eukaryota, Viridiplantae, Streptophyta, Magnoliopsida, Cornales, Cornaceae.